Molecule: messenger RNA, 1842 nt
Organism: Malassezia vespertilionis
Lineage: Eukaryota; Fungi; Basidiomycota; Malasseziomycetes; Malasseziales; Malasseziaceae
Gene: mlh1
Product: DNA mismatch repair protein Mlh1
Exons: 5
Coding region: 1-1842 (613 amino acids)
Biological process (GO): mismatch repair
Cellular component (GO): MutLalpha complex
Molecular function (GO): ATP-dependent DNA damage sensor activity; ATP hydrolysis activity; mismatched DNA binding
Source: RefSeq, a predicted model, not a curated record
AUGCUUCAAAUUCAGGACAAUGGUAAAGGGAUUGCUAUGGAAGACUUUCCUUUACUGUGCGAACGCUUCGCAACAUCUAAACUACGUAAAUUUUCGGACCUCAGCUCGAUGACUACGUUUGGGUUCCGUGGUGAGGCACUGGCCAGCAUUAGCUUUGUCUCUGCAUCUGUCUCUGCAAUAAGCAAGACAAAGACACAGGACGUGGCGUACAGUGCAGAGUACUUUGCCGGGACUAUGAAAUCUGCGUCUGAAACAGAGCCGGCGAAAGCCAAACCUGUCGCCGGCGUAGAUGGUACUACGAUUACUGCCUACGAUUUAUUCUUCAAUGCACCACAACGGAAAAGGGUCUUUAAGUCAGUGUCGGAGGAAUAUAAUCGCGCUUUGGAUGUGGCCACCAAGUACGCGUUGCACUAUGGGCAUCUUGGCGUGGGGAUUACAUGCAAGAAAGCUUCGUCGCAUUCGCUAGACUUGAACACGCCGAGCAAGAAGUCUCAAACGACGCUAGACGUAAUCCGCAACAUAUACGGUGGGCCGCUUGCACGGGACCUGGUUCAUUUGUCCGAGCUUGAAAAUGAUGAGUACAAGUUUUCUGCGCAAGGCUGGAUUAGCAAUGCCGAUUGGGCCUCCAAAAAAACGCAGUUCCUAUGUUUCAUUAACAAUCGCCUUGUAGAUACCCCCAGCCUGCGGCGCUCUAUGGAAUCGAUGUAUUCCCUGCUCCUUCCCAAGGGACGGCACCCUUGGAUAUACAUUGCUUUGACGUUGGAUCCUGCAAGACUGGAUGUAAAUGUGCACCCUACGAAGCGCGAGGUGCAUUUUAUGGACGAGGAAGAGAUUGUGGAAAUGAUUACGACGCAUGCGCAAGACUUGAUCUCUCAGCAAAGUUCUUGUCGUGUGUAUUCCAUGACGAAACCUUCGCUUGGCGUGAAUAUAUCUGAAAAUGCGGUGCAAGUGCUCGGUCCGCGUACAGAGAGAAUUGACCCACGGAACCUUGUACGUGUUGACCAUACGUCGCAAUCGCUGGACUCUAUGUUCGGUGGCGCUACGACGGACACCUCUCGGAUCCCAGAAAGCACCUGCAAUCUUACCAGUGUACAUGAACUGCGUGCCAAUAUGAUCCAAGAUCGAGAUGUUGGAUUGACCAAUGUGCUGCAGCACCACACGUUUGUCGGUGUUGUUGAUUUGGAAAAGGCACUUACGCUUGUACAGCAUGGAACGCAGUUAUACCUUGUAAACCACGCGGCUGUUAUCGAGGCAUUCGCGUACGAACUUGCUCUUCGCCAGUUUGGUUCUUACACGUCGGUCGCUUUGGAUCCAGCGCCAAAGCUGUGGGAUCUGAUCGCGCUCGGGUAUGAUGCCGAAGACGCAGCAGAAGCCAAGGCAGCAUUGUCCCUUUCGCGAGAAGAGGUCGUGGAUCGCAUCACGAAACGUUUGACAGACCAUGCUGAGAUGCUGCACGAAUAUUUUGCUAUUCAUAUCGACCCCGUGCAGAAGACGUUGGUUUCUGUUCCUGCAAUAUUGCCGCAGCAAGCCGGCGCAGGCGUUGUUUUGGAGCGGCUUCCUACCUUGCUAUUCCGUCUUGGACCGCAGGUGGAUUGGGCGGAAGAAGUAGGCUGCUUUGCUAGCGUGUGUCGCGAACUUGCAUAUGCACAAGUGCCUGCAACCAGUGGCGUCCAAGUCCACGAUGCACAGCGUGUUGAAGAAGAAAAAUGGAUGAUCCAGCACGUCUGGUUCGCAAGCAUGCUUGCUUCACGGGGGUGCAUCCAUAUCCCGAAAGCGCUACAAGAUGGGAUCGUGCAGGUCGCGAGUCUCCCUGAACUAUACCGCGUAUUUGAGCGAUGCUAA